AUGGAAGACGAAGUGAUCGCCAAUAACAAGCAGGUGAUAUUGAAAGACUACGUCAAGGGUUUUCCACAGGAAUCCGACUUGCCGUUGGUAAGCUCCACCGUGAAGCUCAAAAUCCCCGGCGACUGCCACGACGCCGUACUGGUCAGGAACCUCUACUUGUCCUGCGACCCUUACAUGCGUAACCUUAUGAACAAGAUCGAAUCGGACGACCCAAACUUGUACUCCCCCGGCUCUCCUAUUAGGGGGUAUGGAGUGUCAAGAGUAGUGGAUUCUUCUCACUCCAGCUUUAAGGAGGGUGACCUGAUUUGGGGUCUCACGGGCUGGGAGGAGUAUAGCCUUAUUAGAAAUCCAAGCAGCUCUUUUAAAAUUCCAGACACAAGUGUGCCUCUCUCCUACUAUACUGGAAUUCUUGGUAUGCCGGGCAUGACUGCUUAUGCUGGUUUUUAUGAGAUCUGCUCCCCGAGAAAGGGAGAAUACGUCUUCAUUUCAGCAGCAUCUGGAGCUGUUGGUCAGCUGGUCGGGCAGUUUGCAAAGUUGUUGGGUUGUUAUGUUGUUGGAAGUGCCGGGUCCAAAGACAAGAUUGAACUCUUGAAGAACAAGUUUGGGUUUGAUGAUGCUUUUAAUUAUAAAGAGGAGAAAGAUCUGAAUGCCGCUUUAAAGAGGCAAGUUUUCACCUUCAUUUUUGUGCUUCCUGAGAUUGAUAGUUUUAAGUACUUUCCGGAAGGCAUUGAUAUCUACUUUGAGAACGUUGGGGGAAAGAUGCUUGAUGCUGUGCUCCUCAACAUGAGACUCCAUGGGCGAAUAGCAGUGUGUGGCAUGAUCUCUCAAUACAACCUCGACCGGCCAGAAGGCGUGCACAACUUGUUUACCCUCGUGAGCAAACGAAUACGCAUGCAAGGAUUUGUUGUUGUUGACUACUACCAUCUCUACCAUAAGUACCUUGACAUGAUCCUCCCAUUAAUCAAGGAAGGAAAGAUUACUUACGUGGAGGAUAUAGCCCAAGGCCUCGAGAGCGGUCCUCGUGCACUUGUUGGGCUUUUCUCGGGUCGUAAUGUUGGGAAACAGGUUGUGGCCUUAGCGCGUGACGAUGAUGUUUAG
This is a messenger RNA of Striga hermonthica, 1098 nucleotides long. Lineage: Eukaryota; Viridiplantae; Streptophyta; Magnoliopsida; Lamiales; Orobanchaceae. The record is from the annotation of a GenBank genome assembly.